AUGGUCGUGGACGUGGACGUGGACGUGGACGUGGACGUGGACGUGGACGUGGACGUGGACAUGGACAUGGACGUGGACGUAGACGUAGACUUGGACGUGAACGUGGACGUGGACAUGGUCGUGGACGUGGACGUGGACGUGGACGUGGACAUGGACGUGGACGUGGACGUGGACAUGGACGUGGACGUGGACGUGGACGUGGACGUGGACAUGGACGUGGACAUGGACGUGGACAUGGACGUGGACAUGGACGUGGACGUGGACGUGGACGUGGACGUGGACAUGGACGUGGACAUGGACGAGGACGUGGACGUGGACGUGGACGUGGACGUGGAGGUGGACAUGGACGUGGACGUGGACGUGGACAUGGAUGUGGACGUGGACAUGGUCGUGGACGUGGACGUGGACGUGGACGUGGACGUGGACAUGGACGUGGACGUGGACGUGGACGUGUGUUGGCACAUUGGAGCCUACUGUGACUAUAACAACGUGGACGUGGACGUGGACGUCGACAUGGACGUGGACGUCGACGUAGACGUGGACGUGGACGUGAACGUGGACGUCGACAUGGUCGUGGACCUGGACGUGGACGUGGACGUGGACAUGGACGUGGACGUGGACGUGGACGUGGACGUGGACAUGGACGUGGACGUGGACGUGGACGUGGACGUGGACAUGGACGUGGACGUGGACGUGGACGUGGACGUGGACGUGGACGUGGACGUGAACAUGGACGUGGACAUGGUCGUGGACGUGGACAUGGAUGUGGACGUGGACAUGGACGUGGACAUGGACGUGGACAUGGACAUGGACGUGGACGUGGACGUGGACGUGGACAUGGACAUGGACGUGGACGUGGACGUGGAGGACUUGGACGUGGACGUGGACGUGGACGUGGACAUGGACAUGGACGUGGACAUGGACGUGGACGUGGACAUGGACGUGGACGUGGACAUGGAGGUGGACGUGGACAUGGACCUGGAUGUGGACGUGGACGUGGACGUGGACAUGGACGUGGAGGACGUGGACAUGGACGUGGACGUGGAGGACUUGGACGUGGACAUGGACGUAGACGUGGACGUGGACGUGGACGUGGACAUGGUCGUGGACGUGGACGUGGACGUGGACAUGGACAUGGACGUGGACGUGGACGUGGAGGACUUGGACGUGGAUGUGGACGUGGACAUGGACAUGGACGUGGACAUGGACGUGGAGGUGGACAUGGACAUGGACGUGGACGUGGACGUGGAGGUGGACGUGGACAUGGAUGUGGACGUGGACGUCGACGUGUACGUGGACAUGGACGUGGACGUGGACAUGGACGUGGACGUGGAGGACUUGGACGUAGACAUGGACGUUGACGUGGACGUGGACGUGGACAUGGAUGUGGACAUGGACGUGGACGUGGACGUAGACGUGGACGUGGACAUGCACGUGGACAUGGACGUGGACGUGGACAUGGACGUGCACGUGCACGUGGAUGUAUACAUGGACAUGGACGUGGACGUGGACGUGGACGUGGACAUGGACGUGGACAUGGACGUGGACGUGGACGUGGACAUGGGCGUGGACGUGGACGUGGACGUGGACAUGGACGUGCACGUGCACGUGCACGUAGACGUGGACAUGGACGUGGACAUGGACGUGGACGUGGACGUGGACGUGGACGUGGACGUGGACAUGGACGUGCACGUGCACGUGGACGUGGACGUGGACAUGGACGUGGACGUGGACGUGGACGUGGACAUGGACGUGGACGUGGACGUGGACGUGGACAUGGACGUGCACGUGCACGUGGACGUGGACGUGGACAUGGACGUGGACGUGGACGUGGACGUGGACAUGGACGUGGACAUGGACGUGGACGUGGACAUGGAGGUGGACGUGGAGGUGGACGUGGAGGUGGACGUGGACAUGGACGUGGACAUGGACGUGGACGUGGACAUGGACGUGGACGUGGACGUGGAUGUGGACGUAGACGUGGACGUGGACAUGGACGUGGACGUGGAGGUGGACAUGGACGAGAGCUUGCCUGGUCCAGGAGCUUGCCUGGUCCAGGAGCUUGCCUGUUCCACGAGCGUGCGUGGUCCAGGAGCUUGCCUGGUCUAA
Molecule: messenger RNA, 2109 nt
Organism: Closterium sp. NIES-65
Lineage: Eukaryota; Viridiplantae; Streptophyta; Zygnematophyceae; Desmidiales; Closteriaceae
Source: the annotation of a GenBank genome assembly